AUGGUGCAACGUUAUUGCAUCGAAGCAUUUGAUCGUACAUUGAGAGAUAUUAUGCAUGCUAAUUUCCCAUUCGGUGGGAAGUCAAUUGUGAUGGGUGGUGACUUCCGUCAAAUACUCCCUGUCAUACCUAAAGGUUCCAGAGCUGACAUAGUAAAUGCAUGCGUGACUUCUUCAUAUCUUUGGGACUAUUGCACCAUUUUUACGUUGACGAAAAACAUGCGCUUAUCAUCUGUUUCUUCCAUUGAAGAACAAAAGGACUUGCAAAAUUUCUCAAAGUGGCUUUUAGAUGUAGGAGAUGGUAAUCUUGGUAUGCCUCACGAUGGCAUAGCUGAAAUUGAAAUCCCUGAUGAUCUUUUAAUCACUAAUUAUGAUGAUCCUGUUAGUGCCAUUGUAUCUGCCACUUACCCUGAUCUUUUGCAGAAUUUAUCAAGUUUUGAUUAUUUCAAUGACAGGGCUAUCCUUGCACCCACAAUUGAGGUUGUAAACCAAGUAAAUGAUUAUAUGUGUUCUCUUUUGCCUGGCGAACAUGUUGAGUACUUGAGUUGUGAUUCUGUUUGCAAAUCAUUCAACGAUAAUGAUUGCUUUGAAGAUUUGUACACGAUUGACUUCUUAAACACUAUCAAUAGUUCUGGCAUGCCAUUGCAUAAAUUGUCCUUGAAAGUAGGAACACCGGUGAUGCUGCUUAGAAACAUUGACCAAGCAUCAGGGCUGUGUAAUGGAACUAGGUUGCGUGUAACAAAACUUGGCAAGACUGUCAUUGAAGCAGUAACAUUGAAUGGUUCUAAACCCAACCAGAAAGUGUUGAUCCAUCGCAUGGACAUGAAUCCCUCUGAAAGUCAUUUGCCUUUUCGAAUGACAAGGAGACAGUUCCCAAUCACUUUGUCAUUUGCAAUGACAAUAAAUAAGAGUCAAGGGCAAUCGUUACGUUAUGUGGGAUUAUAUCUACCGAAACUUGUAUUCUCACAUGGUCAGUUAUACGUUGCCCUAUCCAGGGUUAGGAGCAUGGGUGGUCUGAAGAUUCUUGUACACAAUGAUGUUUCUAGUGCGAGUAACUUCACUACGAAUGUAGUCUUCAGGGAGGUUUUUCAAAAUGUGGAUCCAAGCAUGCAGAUUUAA
Messenger RNA from Neltuma alba, 1116 nucleotides. RefSeq names its product ATP-dependent DNA helicase PIF1-like. Lineage: Eukaryota; Viridiplantae; Streptophyta; Magnoliopsida; Fabales; Fabaceae. The coding region runs from base 1 to 1116 and encodes 371 amino acids. Gene Ontology annotation, molecular function: DNA helicase activity. Gene Ontology annotation, biological process: telomere maintenance; DNA repair. The record is from RefSeq and is a predicted model, not a curated record. The transcript has a single exon.